This is a messenger RNA of Ambispora leptoticha, 1749 nucleotides long. NCBI's taxonomy places the organism in Eukaryota, Fungi, Glomeromycota, Glomeromycetes, Archaeosporales, Ambisporaceae. The record is from the annotation of a GenBank genome assembly.
AUGCCAUCUGAGCACUCUCGUUCGUCAUCAGCCUCUUCAGUCACUUCACCUAUACCUACCAUCAAUGUCAAGCUUGUAAAUCCUACAAAGCCUAACGGGUCUUCCCUUCUUGAAACUCCUCUUUCUAGUAGUGUCCGAGGAUCUCAUUCAGAUCUACUUGAAAUAUUUAAUGCUCGUAUAAGUGCAAACGCGAGGGAACAGCGAGACAGAAAUUCUGAUAAACGUGGAAAAAGUCCUUCUGGUAGGCCGAAGAGUCCAUCUAUAAGUGACAAAUUUUUGGAUAGGCCAAAGGGUCAAGACCGGUCAAGAUCACGAAGUCCCGGACCUAAAAGUCCGAAAAAUUCAGGUUCUAACAAUAACAGUAUGAAUAAUAGAGAUUCGUCACGUUCUAAAAGUCCCCGACCCAACCAUAAUAGAGACGGUGGUGAUAAUCUUUCUAGAUCUUCUUCGCAAGACGCUCGUUUAAGCUUAGGUAGUAGUGUAUUACAUCCCUGGAUUGCUCCUUCCCUUGGAAAUGGAAAUAAUAAUGGAAGUAAUGAUCGAAGUUUAAAAAGCUCUAAUAGACUGAGUUUACCUCCGAACUUUGCCGAUUUUAAUAUCAAUACAAUUCGAGAGAAUAAUGAACGAUGGGCCAGACUUAAUCUAACACAAACAACAAUCUCAGAAAAAGAUUCAAAAAAUAUUAUGGGUAAUUUCUCAAAGACUACUCUUAAAGGUACCACUAUACUUCGUCCAAAACUGUCCGUAGAAACUUUUAACAGUUUUGGCGGUAGUAAACCUCUUCAAAGAACUCCGUCAGGACGUUCUUCUGGUAGCGCUAAUAAUUCCUCACCGUUGCUGGUGCCUGGCGGAUUGCCAUUAAUGAGAUCUAGGAGCCACAAUUCGGCGAUGGAUGAUGUUCAUCGAUUGUCACCUAAAUUCCUUAAAGAAUUAGAUAAGCAACAUCCGCUACAACAUUCUUGGACUAUGUAUUAUGAUAGCAAGCCAGUCAUGACUCCUGGUCCUAAAACUCCUACUUUGAAAAAUUCGUAUGAAGAGAAUUUGCAGAAAAUUGGAACUUUCAAUACAGUGGAAACAUUCUGUCGAUAUUUUAAUUGGGUGAAAAAACCUAGCCAAUUAGAACUGAAUACUAAUUUCCAUAUUUUCAAAAAUAAAAUCAAGCCUAUGUGGGAGGAUCCAGCGAAUGCCAAUGGUGGAAAAUGGGUUAUUUCAAUGAGAAAUCCCCAGUUGUUGGAUCGUUGUUGGACUUGGCUUGUGUAUUCGUUGGUCGGUGAAGAACUAGACGAAAAUGAUGAUAUAUGUGGCGCUGUAAUGUCGCGUCGAAGUCGAGGUGACAGAAUUGCUGUAUGGGUAAGAGACAAGGAUAAUGUCUCUGUUAUUAAUGGAAUAGGGAGGCGAUUAUUAAAGAUCCUUGAUCUACAAAAUGAAAAAGGCAUCGGAAUGGACUUCCAGUUUAAUGAAGAUGCCCUCAAAUCCGGUACUUCGUAUAAUAAUCGAGUCUAUUUAUCGCUGGAAAGCCUUAAACAAGAGCUUGAAAAUGAGGAAAAGACUAAAAGAGAAGCCGAAGAAAAAGCAAAAUUGAAAGGAUCUUCUACUACUUCUGUCACUACCACUGAAAAAAUUGAAGAAUCAGAAACCACAGAGUAUACUAGAUCAGCACCAGAUAUUAUAACAGAAGAUGUUGAUGCUGAAGAAGUUCGUAAUAAUAUAGAUGACGAUGCCGACUCUACCGAAAAAAGCUCUUCAUAA